UGAAAAAUGAGCAUGACCCUUUUUAUCUCAGUUUAGCGAACAAAAUAUCAGAGUAAUACUUUGAGGUCCUCGUCAUAUAGCCGCCGGUGCUAGUCAACAGUCGCCGGGUUUUGGAAAAUGAGCACGAGCCUUAUGGUCGCAGAUUCCAUCUGGAAUGACAUUGAGUCAACUCGGUCAGUGACUGAUGACCAUCUCUCCACAUUGCAUUUUAUUUUUGGGAAAAAUUUCGAGCGUGCAGCGAGGGUAGUGGAUCAAAGAGGAGUCAAACGAAUCUGCGGUCAACCCAGCGGGCGUUCCAUUUUUCAGGUCGUUGGAGAGUCAAGGAAGAAGGAGGAGUAUUUGUGCUUCCCAGAGCAUUAUUGUGCUUGCUAUUCUUUCUUUUACGACGUCGUGAACAGAGGGGAACAACUCUGUUGUAAGCAUCAGAUUGCUGCAAGACUUGCAAAUUCGCUAGGAGCAUGCAUUGAUGUUAUGGUGUCUGAUGAAGAGCUGGCUGUGUUGCUAUCCGAACUUUAAUGGGAUUGCAGGAUUGGUCCACUUAUUAUCUUCUUCAGGAUAUAUGCCAAUCACAGGGAUUUUGCAGAUAUUGAUGCCUUGGAACAUGUAAAUAAUCAGCUUUGCCCAAAACUAAGGUUUGGAUGGAUGGUUUUGGAGGGGUUUAGAGAGGAAUAUUUUGAUUUUUUUAGUUUAUAUCUUGUUAUACAUUCGAUAUUUGAUGUUUCAUACAAAUGAAAGAUUAACAUAAUAUUUCAUCAUAUAACAUUUGGAUCACCUUGUAUCUGUUUUUACAAACAUACUACGUACUACUUCAGGCUCUCUAAAUAUAUAUGUAUCAUGAUAAAUAAUACUACGUAGUACGUAGUACGUUUCUAAAAACAUCAUGAUAUGGACUUGGCUCUCUAAAGUCUUUCCAUCCUAACAGACCUCAAGGAUUUGUAGCAGUGCCACACCUCUUACUUAUUAGUUCAGGCAACAAUGUACAGUCAAUAGUAAGAAUAAUCCAUUCCUCGUUAUAAGGAUGAUGAAAGCAGCCGAAAUACCAUUUUAUAAACCUACAAGAAUGGAUUCUUCUAUCUUUUAGUGCUAUGAACAUUUAAAUGCUGUGAUUAAAGCUGAGAGAUUAAUUAGAGUUUUUUUCCGUAUUAAUGUUAAUUAAUUAAUUAAUUACGAAAAUAGGGUUGGGUUAAAAGUAUUUACCAAAAUACUGCUGGGUUAACCAUGGUCGGGGGUAAGUCGCCCAACGGUUGGGCGACUUAUAAGUCGCCAAACGGUUUGGCGACUUAUAAGUCGCCCAACCGUUGGGCGACUUUCCCUUAAGUAAAAAUCGGGUCUCGCCCCAAACAGAACACUUCACAGAAGCCUCCAUCUCCCCCAACUGAAAGUAGCUGCUGCGACGGACGAAGAAGAAGACGGACGAACCGCCAUCUCCAACUCCGGCGCUCCUCCAUCUUCGGCGACUCCACUCCGGCAACCCUCCAUCUUCAUCUUCAACACUCUUUACUCCUUAUUCUAGGCAUGGAGGUGAUAGCGGAUCCUGGGCCGAGUGAUCCUUCUGUCCUGACACUGCAGGCCUCACACAGGAGUGAGGAUGUUUGGCUUGGCAUGGAUGUGCAGGUUGAUAGGUGCCGCGAGCAUCUGCGGGGUUUGUCCCAUUUACAUGUCGACCCCAGAGUCCUAGCAUAUGUUCGUGCAGCAGGUUUUUUUACACUGCACAGGUUAGUGGCUACUGUGCCUUUAGAUAGAGCCCUCCUCACUGCUCUACUUGAGCGUUGGAGGCAGGAGACACAUUCAUUUCACCUCCCUGUUGGUGAGGUCACCGUGACAUUGGGAGAUGUGGCUGUACUGACUGGGUUAGAGGUUGAUGGGAGAGCUGUUACAGGCACUGCUUGUCGACAGUGGGUGGAUGAGUGUGAGAGGUUGUUAGGCAUCCGCCCCAUUCUUAGGGCUGACCUUCAGGGGUCAUCUCUUAGGAUGCCAUGGUUGAGGGAGCACUUCCAGGCCCUUCCUCCCGACGCUGAUGAGAUGAUCAUCCAGCAGCAUGCUCGGGCGUAUAUAUUGAUGAUGAUGGGAGCCUCCAUUUUCGCUGACAAGAGCGGAAAUGAGGUUCAGGUGCUACACCUGCCUUUGGUGGAGAGGUUUGAUGUAGCAGCACAGUUUAGCUGGGGUAGUGCCACCCUGGCUUAUCUCUACAGGCAGCUGUGUCGCGGGUGCCAGAGAGGGAGCACAGAGCUGGGGGGAUUUUUGCUACUCCUCCAGAUUUGGUCAUGGGAGUAUAUCCACAUUGGCCGUCCCAUUAUAGUUGGAUAUCAUGGCAUUGAUGGACAGCCACUGCCUGAUGAGCCUCCACGUCUGCUAGGACCACAUCAUGUACGGGGCGUGGAUCCUCUAGGCCGUCGGUGGCUAUAUGCUGGUUUAUCUCGCAUGUCAUCCGCUACUGGCCUCGGUGUGUACAGGGAUGCAUUGGAUCGGAUGUCAGAGGACCAGAUCACAUGGAUGCCGUAUAGACCUGAUAUGUUAGCAGAGUUGCCCCCAGCUGGACGAGAGCAGACUCACAUAUGGCGAGCACGUGUGCCGCUGAUAUGUUUUGACAUUGUUGAGCUUCAUUUGCCUGAUAGAGUCAUGCGACAGUUUGGGUUUGAGCAGGUCAUUCCACGUCCUAUCGACACUUAUGUAGAGCUGCAUAAGCUGGAUAGGCGUGGGAAGCAUACAGAGGAUUGGGCACUCAGACAUGUCCGAUACGUGACUAUGUGGGAUAGGAGAGCUGAGCUAGCCGUGGCUGGGACACCCACAUAUGUGCCAUCAGUUUCAGGAGAUUACAUGGGAUGGUACUACAGCAUCACUCGGUUGUUUGUGUCUCCUUCGUUCAGACUCCCUACUCAUCAUUAUCAGCCUAGCUCAUUGGCAUUGCAUCUUACGACCCGAGCUUUGCAGCGCAUACAUCAGCGGGCUACUGCCACUGUGACUGAUAUUCCUGAUGUGGACAUGUAUGGACAGACUCUGACAGGCAUUGUCUCGUUAUGCUCAGAUGUGUUGGGUCGAGUAGACUACGGACAUCUUAUACACAUGCCCGCAUCUCAGGAGAUGGCAUCCACGUCUAGUGCAGCCGCGGCUUCAUCAUCCCACACGCAACAUGAGAGAGUGGUUCUUCAACCACGACAACGCCGUAGGCGUAGACAUGAGCAGCAACAUCUCCAUGACGAAGCUGAUGAUGGGAACUUGUAGUUUGUCUUUUGUAUUGUAGUUUUUCUUAUGCAAUAGAUGUUGUAGGAACAAUUUACAAGUUUUGAUGUAUUUUCUCUUGUUAAGUAUUCUAUGUUGUAUUGAUGUGUUCGAGUAUGAAUAUUACAUGAUUAUUUGUUAUGGCAUAUAUGAUGA
Messenger RNA from Cuscuta epithymum, 3375 nucleotides. Lineage: Eukaryota; Viridiplantae; Streptophyta; Magnoliopsida; Solanales; Convolvulaceae. The record is from the annotation of a GenBank genome assembly.